Sinocyclocheilus grahami is the source of this 1060-nucleotide messenger RNA. Its product is annotated as PCTP-like protein. Bases 210 to 1022 code for a protein of 270 amino acids. The transcript is spliced from 6 exons. Gene Ontology annotation, molecular function: lipid binding. The record is from RefSeq and is a predicted model, not a curated record. Lineage: Eukaryota; Metazoa; Chordata; Actinopteri; Cypriniformes; Cyprinidae.
CUCGUAUACACACAUAUGUGUGAGCAUCAGACGCGCAGGACGUGAAUCAGGGAUUGAGAGAGAGAGAGAAACCGCCCGUGCGUUUAACGCGUCAAUCAUCACGCGACGCGCGUCGGAUCACCGGCGGCUGGGAACUCCAAGCGCAAACUCUCCCGGUAGCUUCAUCCGGGAGCCGCGGGUUCAGCAGCAGCAGCAGCAGCAGGAGGAAGAUGAUGUCCGCGGAAGAGGUUCUGGUCCCGGAUGACCGAGUCUUCAGCCGGUUCAGAGGCGAGUGUCAGUCCGAGCAGGGCUGGAGUCUCACCUACAGCAGAACCAGCGUCUGCGUGUGGAUCCAGCUGCUGCAGGAGGACAAGAGCCUGCACAGGAUCAAGUGUCGGAUGCUGUGUAAGGACAUCCCAGCUGAGACCAUGUAUGACGUGCUCCAUGACAUCGAGUAUCGGCGGAAAUGGGACGAGAAUGUCAUCGAGACGUUUGACAUCGGCAAACUGACGGUCAACGCAGAUGUGGGCUAUUACUCCUGGAAGUGUCCUAAACCGCUGAAGAACCGUGAUGUCAUCACCCUGCGCUCCUGGCUGCCGAUGGGCAACGAUUACAUCAUCAUGAACUACUCCGUCAAACACGCUAAAUAUCCUCCUAAGAAGGAUCUGGUGCGAGCUGUUUCCAUCCAGACGGGAUACCUGAUCCAACGCACCGGCCCCAUCAGCUGCACCUUAACAUACCUGGCACAGGUGGACCUGAGAGGUUCUCUUCCCAAGUGGGUUGUUAACAAGUCUUCCCAGUUCCUGGCGCCUAAAGCGAUGAAGCGCAUCAGUAAAGCGUGUCUUCGGUAUCCCGAGUGGAAGCAGAAGCACAGUCCGGGUUUUAAGCCGUGGUUAUUCCCGGAGCAGAACCCACUGUCCAGCAUCCCGCUGUCCGAACUCUCCAUCCAACACGCCGAAUCUCUGGAGAACAUCGACGAGAGCUCACUCAGUGAGAGCAAAGACGAGCGCGCCGAGCACAGUGACAACGAGGGGAACAACUGACACACACACACACACACAUACACACUCACACACACACU